Molecule: messenger RNA, 2556 nt
Organism: Penicillium argentinense
Lineage: Eukaryota; Fungi; Ascomycota; Eurotiomycetes; Eurotiales; Aspergillaceae
Product: putative spindle pole body associated protein SnaD
Exons: 1
Coding region: 1-2556 (851 amino acids)
Source: RefSeq, a predicted model, not a curated record
AUGGCCAAUGCAGCCUACACGUCGCCUUUCCCAACCUCCCACGACACGAUAGGGCAGUCGACCCUAGCGACUCCUCUCUUCAUGCGCUCUUCUCCUCCGCAACACCCCGAGAGCCCGCCAGACUCGCCGCUCCCGGAAGAUAGUCCCAUCUACCCCGACGAACCAGCAGAUCGCGAAUUUGCGAGCGAAGACGAGGACGACCGUGGACAAGACUUCCCAAACGAUCGCCACAACGAAGGGCCGCCGAGCCCAUCCCCGUCGGACCUGGAUGCCCGCCUCGCCAAUUACACCCUAGACUUCAGCCAAUUUCCGAGCGGCCAAUUUUCCGAUGCCAGAGACGGCGCACCACUGCCAGAGCUGAAGGACGACGAGGAAGAUAAACUGUCUGACGUGGGGGGCCCCGAAGACUUCACGGCCAACAUAGAGAAAUACUUGAUGGGCGAGGGUAUGUCUAGUAUUAAAAAGACGCGCAAAAUCGAAAGGCGCGAGGUGUCUGGAUCGGCCCUGCAGCACAGCUCUGUGCGGUCGAAGCAGCCUGCCGUCGAAGAAGAUGGCGAUUCAGCGGAUUACAGCGAAUUUGGUCCUCCGGUCGACAUGUCGACUCCCUCGCACGUUCUGAAUCGGACAAGCGGACUGGCGCGAGACUCGAACCUGGAAGAUAUCGAAGAGGACCCUGCCGAUGGCCUACCCAGCCCAGCAUCGCCAUCCAAUCGAAGUUUGUCAAUGGAAGCGGAAGAUGAAGACCGCCAGGAUGCUCAAGAGGAAGAAAUGCAGCGUUUGCUUCAUCGCAUUGAAUAUCUGGAAGAGGAUGUACGGGAUCGCGAUGAUCAACUCGAAAGGAAUCGCAAGCGUGUCCUUGAGGCUGCCUCAGCAGGCGAACAAAUCAAGCACCUCCAGAUGGAGAUUCAACGCAAGAAUGACUACGUGGAGGAGCUCGAGGCUCGGGAGAACGGAGAGGAAAUCCUCCGAGAGCAGCUCGAGUCGUUGCAGAAGCAAAGCGAGGAACGCCAGAAGCUCCUAGAUCAGUCGCAGACCAAGGCGGAGAGUGUGAAUGCUCUUGAACAACAAGUUCGUGACUUGCAACACCAGCUCCAAAACCGGGGCUUGCAGGAUUCUCUGGAGGCGGAGAGAUUGGAGACAAUCGCCCAUUUGCGCGAGCAACUCAACCUGAGCCAGGAUCAACUGAAACAGCGCGAUCAAAGCCUCGCCGAAGCACUGGAGAAACUGAGAGAGGCUACACGGGCGAAUGAGAUACAGCUUAGCGAAAAGAACACCGAAAUCGACGGCCUCAAAGCAGAGAUGAGCGAACAGGCCCUAAAGAACGAGCGCCUGGACUGGGAACUGGAUCGAGUCAACACUGAGUACCAAGCUCUUGAGGAUCGCCUUACUGCUAUGGAAACACAGAACCAGCCCCUCGAGGAUCUCGAGGAAAAGAACCUGUCUCUCGAAGCAGACCUCAGCCGUGUCCAAUCUCAGGUUGAGGCACAAGAGAACGCCCUGAAGGCAGUUGCCGCCGAUCUCCCUGGCGGCAGCAACGCUGGUGGUCACACCACCUACAGCGAAAUUCUCGACUUGAUCAAGGACCUGGGCCACUCGAACGUCGACCUUGGCCCUGAAUCACCUGCGAAGGAUCAUUUCCCGUACGAGAAUGAUCUUAUUGAUGUGAAGAAUGAAAUCAGCAGACUUCAGCAAGAAGCUCAAGAUGCCACUGCUGCCCAAAAGGCCGCAGACGCCGAAGUCAGCCGCCUUCGUGAACAAGCUGCCGAGUCUCAGUCAUUCUUCAAGACCAUCGAAACAGAGAAUUCUCGACUUUCCAAGCGAGUCGAGGAACUGAGCGCAACUCUCAACAAGACACAGCAUGAACUGAAUCGCACCCAAGAGGAGCACGCGGAGUCUCUUGAAAUUGUUGCUCGGCUGCAAGAAGAGUCACUCGGCCAACCACCUAGCCCUCCUCCAUCACCACCAAUGACCCGUGGUGCUCAAGACGAACAAGGAUAUGUCGAUACUGCCGCUCUGGAAGAGUCGCAUCAAGCCCAGAUCCGGAGCAUUCAAACUGCUCACUCAACUGCCGUGUCGACACUUCGCUCCUCCCACGCUGAAUCGAUGCGCAAGAUCCGCAACCUUCUCGAGGCCGCCGAAAGACGAGAGUCCGACCUUCGCACUGAACUCACGAAUAUGCGCAGCGAAGUAAAGACGCGAGAAUCCAAAUUGCGCAAGUCGUUCAAGACGGAGAUGAAGCGUCUUGAAGCCGUCAUUUCUGCGAAGGAUGAGAUCAUCGCUGCUAAGGAUGAAACAGCCGCCGAGCUCGAUAAGCGCAUUGCCUUGUCCGUUGACAAGAGAGAGCAGGAAUGGGAGCGACGAGUGGAUCUGCUGCUGAAGGACCGUGACCGCAUGGCCAAGGCUCUUAUGCAGACUUGGGGUGAACAGGAAAUGGGUCCUGGGCCUGGUCCUUUGGCUGGUGAGACUGGUGAGUCUACCGGCGCCCGACAAGGCCAGGCGUAUCGGUACAAGAACGCAAAGAAAGACAAAUCUAAGAAUAGCGAGCGGAAGACUUAA